AUGCCCCCAGUGCUUUCCAUACUUUCCCCUUCUGCUCCGCAUCAGUUCCCCCUCUCCUUCCCCUCUCCUCGCUGCUCCGUUCCUCUCCUCGCUGCUCCGUUCCUCUCCUCGCUGCUCCGUUCCUCUCCUCGCUGCUCCGUUCCUCUCCUCGCUGCUCCGUUCCUCUCCUCGCUGCUCCGUUCCUCUCCUCGCUGCUCCGUUCCUCUCCUCGCUGCUCCGUUCCUUUCCUCGCUGCUCCGUUCCUUUCCUCGCUGCUCCGUUCCUUUCCUCGCUGCCCCGUUCCUCUCCUCGCUGCUCCGUUCCUUUCCUCGCUGCUCCGUUCCUCUCCUCGCUGCUCCGUUCCUUUCCUCGCUGCUCCGUUCCUCUCCUCGCUGCUCCGUUCCUCUCCUCGCUGCUCCGUUCCUUUCCUCGCUGCUCCGUUCCUCUCCUCGCUGCUCCGUUCCUCUCCUCGCUGCUCCGUUCCUCUCCUCGCUGCUCCGUUCCUUUCCUCGCUGCUCCGUUCCUCUCCUCGCUGCUCCGUUCCUCUCCUCGCUGCUCCGUUCCUCUCCUCGCUGCUCCGUUCCUCGCUCACCUCGUAGCACGCAGCAAUCCCACCCGUUCCGCAGUCACUGUCGUCCCGCAUUCUCACCCGUUGCUCUCGCACCCUCCUCACUCGAGAACGAUGCCACCGCGCUUUCUCGCUCCCUCAAUCAAUCCCGUCCCUCUCUCACUUCCGUCCUUCUCUCACACCCGUCCCUCUCUCACACCCGUCCCUCUCUCACACCCAUCCCUCUCUCACACCCGUCCCUCUCUCACACCCUUCUCCCUCCCUCCCUUUCCCCUUCUCCUUCCCUCCUGCUGGUGAGUGCAGUGCUGGUGAGUGCAGUGCUGGUGAGUGCAGUGCUGGUGAGUGCAGUGCUGGUGAGUGCUGUGCUGGUGAGUGCAGUGCUGGUGAGUGCAGUGCUGGUGAGUGCUGUGCUGGUGAGUGCAGUGCUGGUGAGUGCUGUGCUGGUGAGUGCUGUGCUGGUGAGUGCAGUGCUGGUGAGUGCAGUGCUGGUGAGUGCAGUGCUGGUGAGUGCAGUGCUGGUGAGUGCUGUGCUGGUGAGUGCAGUGCUGGUGAGUGCAGUGCUGGUGAGUGCUGUGCUGGUGGUGCUGGUGAGUGCUGUGCUGGUGAGUGCAGUGCUGGUGAGUGCUGUGCUGGUGAGUGCUGUGCUGGUGAGUGCAGUGCUGGUGAGUGCAGUGCUGGUGAGUACUGUGCUGGUGAUUGCUGUGCUGGUGAGUGCAGUGCUGGUGAGUGCAGUGCUGGUGAGUGCAGUGCUGGUGAGUGCUGUGCUGGUGAGUGCUGUGCUGGUGAGUGCUGUGCUGGUGAGUGCAGUGCUGGUGAGUGUGGGGAAGGGAGUGGGCGAGGUGUAA
Molecule: messenger RNA, 1392 nt
Organism: Closterium sp. Naga37s-1
Lineage: Eukaryota; Viridiplantae; Streptophyta; Zygnematophyceae; Desmidiales; Closteriaceae
Source: the annotation of a GenBank genome assembly